Molecule: messenger RNA, 939 nt
Organism: Perca fluviatilis (European perch)
Lineage: Eukaryota; Metazoa; Chordata; Actinopteri; Perciformes; Percidae
Exons: 4
Coding region: 30-887 (285 amino acids)
Source: RefSeq, a predicted model, not a curated record
CCUUCUUUGCAUGUCGGCUGUUCCUGUGGAUGCCACACAGGAUCUGGCAUCUGCAGCUGACGUGCCCCCAGCCUUUGUGCACCGGUACCAUGACAAAGGCUGGGCUGUACAGGACCAUCCGGAGGGUCCUGGACAUCGACGGCUGGUAUCUCAUGGCCACUGAGUACCUAGAGUGCCGUCGGUGUAAGAAGAAGGUCGGAGGGUGGUCACAGGGCAUCAUCAGGCAGCUGUCCCCCACCUACAGCUGCCAAUUCCCAGCUGUACUUACGUACAAGCUGUCCUGUGACCUUAGGGUGGUCGUACAGCUGAGGUCUCGCACUCUGGGUAACAGUGCUUCUCGGCUGUGCAACACCCUGCGGGAGGCGCACUCAGAUGCCUGGAUGCGGAGAGCUAUCGCGUACCUCGGCGUGUGCGAGCAGUUCCUGGCCUUGUGCACGGUGAGGGGGCAGUUCCCACCACCACCCCAGAUGCCCCCUCUCCCCUCCGCCGUCUGGCUGUUGACAGUCUACAGCCAUGACGUCCUGACGCGGCUGGAGGAGUACAAGGCCAGGAUCACGUCCACCUUGGGAUCCAUCCUAAAGAUGGAUUCCACUAAGAAGGUGACGAAAAAGCUUGCAGGUACCGCUGAAGACACGGCCGCCUGGGUUACCAACGUGGGUAACGAGCACGGGCAGGUCCUCAUCAGUGUCCUCACCUGCUCCGAGGGCACCGAGGGCCUGUCCCCCAUGGCGGUCGGGUUGAUGAGGCGGUACCGACUCGCCGGGGUACAUCCCCCCCAGCUGAUCUACGUGGAUCGUGACUGCUGCAGCCGAGACGGCGUGUCGAAGACAGCUGCCUUGUUUCAGGUGUCACCACAGAGACCCACGAGCUGUACGCCCCCUUCAUGAGGCAGCUGUCUCACUGCAUCUUCGAGGUGGACUCGUGAGAUGCCCGCCGUCU